This is a messenger RNA of Sodiomyces alkalinus F11, 1260 nucleotides long. RefSeq lists its product as hypothetical. Lineage: Eukaryota; Fungi; Ascomycota; Sordariomycetes; Glomerellales; Plectosphaerellaceae. The transcript has 3 exons. Bases 1 to 1260 code for a protein of 419 amino acids. The record is from RefSeq and is a predicted model, not a curated record.
AUGUACCAGUACAGCGUUGUCUCUUCGUCGCAGACGAACUACGGAUACUCUUCUGAGCACAGCCACACGGGGUCGUCACGAAGCAGUGCCUGGCUUCCCGGUCGGGUUUGCUUUUGUCUAAUCUUGCAUAACGAACGACGCCCGCGUCCACCGACGACGACGCAGCUCGAGAGGGCUUUCGUAAUUCCGAUUCUUUCUACCCAGAGCCCGGCGGCCGUCCAGAGCGGUUCGCUCUGGCGGAACCGAUGUUUGGGAGACACGCUGGCGGGCAACUACCGAGUAGGGGACUACAAUGUCGGUUACUCGGCACAGGAGUCGCAUCCGGCCGAGCAGAGCCAUCAGCAGCACGGUUAUGAUGCUUCUUCGCAACACCAUCAUCACCACCGGGGCUCGAUUCACCACACUGGCGGCCCCGCCCACGGUGUACCAGAACAGCCUGGCGCCCACCAGGCGCACCAUCACGCCAUGUCGCAACACCACCACCACCCUCACCCUCACCCUCACCACCACCAGCAGCAGCAACAGCAGCAGGUCAUCUUGGACCCUUCCCAAAUGGGACAUUCUCGACACCUGGCGGCCGCCUCUCACUUCGCCGGUCCGGGGGCAGUCGUGGCACCGCUGUACCCAUCAAUGACGGCACCGUCGCCCACUCACGCGCAUCACUCUGGUAUCAAGCGUCCUCAUCCCGACGAACUGGAACUGUCCAUUCCUCCCAUGCCGGAUCUUGAACAAGGUGAGCUCGAGAGCAUGCAGCAAACAUCUCUCGGAGCCGCCUACGCCGAAGCUGCGGCGCAAUCCGCCGUCCAUCCACCGACACACCAUCAUCACAGGCUACCCGACACAGGGCCACCUUCCAAGUUGACGAGAAGGGAGGGAGAAGGCGGCGUUGGCGGGGCCCCGAGCGUCGUGGGGCAACCGGGAAUGCCGCCAGCAGCACCAAGACCAAGGGGGCCGAAGCUCAAGUUCACGCCCGAGGACGACCAGCUUCUGAUCGAUUUGAAGGAAAACAAGAAUCUCACCUGGAAGCAGAUUGCCGACUUCUUUCCGGGGAGGUCUUCAGGGACCCUCCAAGUGCGGUACUGCACAAAGUUGAAGGCCAAGACCACCCAGUGGACUGACGAAACGGACGAAAAGCUUCGUGCUGCCAUGCAAGAGUACGAGAACGAAAAGUGGCGCAUUGUGGCCAACAAACUAGGGGCCGGAUUCACCCCAGCGGCUUGCAGGGAGCGAGCCCACGAACUAUACGGCCCUCCUUUAUAG